Messenger RNA from Alexandromys fortis (reed vole), 5871 nucleotides. It is a transcript of the gene Znf687, whose product is annotated as zinc finger protein 687. The record is from RefSeq and is a predicted model, not a curated record. The transcript has 9 exons. The coding region runs from base 1267 to 4977 and encodes 1236 amino acids. Lineage: Eukaryota; Metazoa; Chordata; Mammalia; Rodentia; Cricetidae.
UCCGGGACCCCUAAGUCCUGGCUCUCCUACACCGAGAGGCAGUCGGAGUGCGGCCGGGGGACUGGAGGCUGCGGGAUGUCGCGACCUAAAAUGGUGUCCGUGCCGGGCGGUGGGGGCGGGGGAAUUGGGCCCAGCCAGAGCGGAGCCUGCAUCCCGACCGUGUGCGGGUCAGCGUCCGGGCCCCGGCAGGACUCGAGCUGGCGCCCCGAACCCGCUGCGCGCCUUACAGUCACUCGAGUCUCGAGAGAGCCUCAGGGGAUCGGAGCCGGGGCAGGCAGCGCGGGGCGCGGAGGAGAAGGGGGACCAGAUUCGAGUUGGGUCUGACCUGGCUGCAGAGCCUCGAGUCACGCAAGGACCGCCCCCUCAUGUGUCUCCACUCCCCUCGUGCCACUCCCCACUGCCGGGGAGUCCUGGCCCCCGACGUGCAGCGCCGCAGAUCCUAAAGGGCUUGGCCUGGCCAAGGCCCUGCCUUGAGUUCUUAGCCGGUGAAAGUGAAAGAAGCACCACUCGCCUCAGUUUACCCUCCAGUUUUUUUUAAUGUACUUCUCGUCCCCUACCCGAAACCCCGGGCUUGCUUCCCACUCCAGUCCCUGGCAGAUGGCAGGGACUUAAUGCUGCCCAGCUUGGCCGCAACCUAAUCGCCCCCGGCCGGGCCCUGGCCCCUUGGCUUUGCUCUGCGCAGCAGGCCUUGGGCAAAGGGCAGUGGAGCCCCCACCCGACGCGGGUCUGUUAACCCUCUUCCUAUUAGGCCCCUUCUUUCUGCUUUUGGGGGACAGAGGGAAAAGGGGGUAAGGAGAUGGCAGCUCCAGAGGCCUGGCGGCUGAGGGGAGGAUCUUCAUCGGCCCUAAGCCUCUCCGCUUGGCCCACUGUCUGCUCCAGGUGGCUAUCGGAUGACCUCCAAGUCACUUGCACGCCAGAGGGAGGUGGUUGGGAGAGGCCACUUAGCAGGUGUUUUCUUAGUUGGCUUUGUACUCCACCGACCCUCUCUGUUGGGAGCUUGAGUCGGAAGGUAGCCCAGGUCUCCCGACUUAAGAGAGCUGAACUGAAGAGGGACCUAGCGAUUCAUCUGGGCAGAACUAAGGGCUUUGUUAAACCCUGCGCGGAAUUAAGUAAGGGGGUACGGUGCAAGGAGGACUCCCCUUUCUUCCUCUAGUUGGUACCCUUGCCCCCCACCCCCACCUUGGUCCGUGCAAUGCCAGCCGCCACCUGCUGGGACUAUCUCCAGUUACAGUCUGAAGGCUGGAAAGAGGUCUGGGACCUGUCGCUAUGGGGGACAUGAAGACACCUGAUUUUGAUGACCUCCUUGCUGCUUUUGACAUCCCUGACAUUGAUGCAAAUGAAGCCAUUCACUCUGGGCCAGAAGAAAACGAGGGACCAGGAGGCCAAGGGAAGCCAGAACCUAGUGUAGGAAGUGAUUCUGAAGAGAUAGCGGUGGCAGCAGCUACUGUGGAUGACCCUAAGAUUCUAGCUGAGGCCUCUGGUCAUGGCCUUCCACAGCCACCAGAUACCUCCACUGUCAGUGUCAUUGUCAAAAACACAGUGUGUCCAGAGCAGGCUGAGACCCUGCCUGGGACUUCAGGAGAAGAGACCAAGGCUGGGGAUGUAACUAAGGAAGGACCUGUGGGGUCUUGUCUGAUGCAGAAUGGAUUUGGGGGUCCUGAGCCAUCCCUCUCAGAAACCCCCCAUUCUCCAGCUGCUACCAAUGGGAAUGCCUGGAAAGAAAAAGCUGUGGAAGGCAAAACACCCCUGGACCUCUUUGCUCAUUUUGGGUCUGAACCGGGGGACCACCCAGAUCCCCGACCUGAAUCCUCCCCACCUCGGGAUGGUGACAUGACCCCACCUCCUUUCUCCACCCCUUUUGUGCUGGCCCCAGAAAAUGGUUCAGCCCUGCUGCCUCCUAGUUCUCUCCUGCCAGAAGGGGCCUUGAAACAGGAAAGCUGCAGUCCCCACCAUUCCCAGGGCCAAACUACUACGAGAAGCUCAGGUUCCAGCCCUGAGGCAGCAGGCAUCCCUGCCAGCGCCUCACCUCAGCAGGUGGCUGGAAUGUCCUUCAAGCAGUCUCCAGGACACCAGAGCCCUCCUGCUUCCCCUGAAAAGGCGUCUAGCUGUAAACCUCUGAAGGAAGAAGAUGAGGGAACAGUGGAGAAGUCUCCUCCAAGAAGUUCCCAGAGCCCCUCUAGUGGAGCUGAGGCUGCAGACGAGGACAGCAAUGAUUCCCCUACCUCUUCCAGCUCUUCUAGACCCCUCAAGGUGCGGAUCAAGACUAUUAAAACAUCCUGUGGGAAUAUCACAAGAACUGUAACCCGGGUUCCCUCAGAACCUGAUCCUCCUGCCCCUUUGACUGAGGGAGCUUUCCUGGCUGAGGCUAGCUUCCUGAAACUGUCUCCUGUAGCUCCAGCCCCUGAGGGUCCAAAGGUGGUGAGUGUCCAACUGGGUGAUGGCACGAGGCUGAAAGGCACGGUGCUGCCUGUGGCUACCAUCCAGAAUGCUAGCACUGCCAUGCUAAUGGCAGCUAGUGUUGCCCGCAAAGCUGUGGUUCUGCCAGGGGGGAAUGCCACCAGCCCUAAGACUAUGACUAAGAGUGUAUUAGGGCUGGUACCCCAAACUCUGCCCAAGGCUGAGGUGCGGACAGGGUUAGGCCUUGGGGGGCAGAAGGUGAAUGGUGCCUCAGUGGUGAUGGUGCAGCCUUCUAAGUCUGCUACGGGGCCAAGCAUAGCAGGUGGCUCAGUGAUCUCUCGGACCCAGUCCAGCCUGGUAGAGGCCUUCAACAAGAUUCUCAACAGCAAGAAUCUCCUGCCUGCUUAUAGACCGAACCUGAGUCCACCAGCUGAGGCUGGGCUGGCCCUGCCUCCAACAGGCUACCGCUGCCUUGAGUGUGGGGAUGCCUUCUCGCUGGAGAAGAGCCUGGCACGGCACUAUGAUCGCAGAAGCAUGCGUAUAGAGGUCACCUGUAACCACUGUGUCCGUCGCCUUGUCUUCUUCAACAAGUGUAGCCUACUCCUGCAUGCCCGUGAACACAAGGACAAGGGGCUGGUCAUGCAGUGCUCACAUUUGGUCAUGAGGCCUGUAGCCCUUGACCAGAUGGUGGGCCAGCCAGACAUCACACCCCUGCUGCCUGUGGCUGUCCCACCUAUUCCUGGACCUCUGACCUUGCCUGUUUUGGGCAAGGGGGAGGGGGCUGUCACCUCCUCGACCAUUACUGCAGUUGCCACUGAAGCCCCUGUGCUCCCACUCCCGACAGAACCACCUGCUCCCCCAGCUGCCUCUGUUUACACGUGCUUUCGCUGUCUGGAGUGCAAGGAGCAAUGCCGGGACAAGGCUGGCAUGGCAGCCCACUUCCAGCAGCUGGGCCCUCCUGCACUUGGGUCUACCAGCAAUGUGUGCCCAUCCUGCCCCAUGAUGCUCCCCAAUCGUUGCAGCUACAGUGCCCACCAGCGCACACAUAAGAAUCGCCCCCCGCACGUCUGUCCCGAGUGUGGGGGCAACUUUCUUCAAGCCAAUUUUCAGACCCAUCUUCGAGAGGCCUGCCUGCAUUUCUCUCGCCGUGUAGGAUACAGGUGCCCGAGCUGUGCAGUGGUGUUUGGGGGUGUGAACUCCAUCAAGUCCCACAUACAGGCAUCACACUGCGAAGUUUUCCACAAGUGCCCCAUCUGCCCCAUGGCCUUCAAGUCUGCACCCAGCGCCCAUGCCCACCUCUACUCCCAGCAUCCCAGCUUCCUCUCCCAGCAAGCCAAGCUGAUCUAUAAGUGUGCCAUGUGUGACACAGUCUUCACCCACAAACCGCUUCUCUCCUCCCACUUUGACCAGCACUUGUUGCCCCAGCGUGUCAGUGUCUUUAAGUGUCCAUCUUGUCCUCUGCUUUUUGCCCAAAAAAAGACCAUGCUGGAACAUCUCAAGAAUACUCACCAGUCUGGAUGCUUGGGGGAGGAGGCAGUUGGGAAAGGGGCUGGAGAUGCCCUUCUGACCCCCAAGACUGAGCCUGAGGAGCUGGCUGUGUCUCGGGCAGAGGCAGCCCCUGCUACGGAGGAAUCCUCAUCUUCUGAAGAGGAACUGCCCAGCUCCCCUGAGCCUCCUCGCCCAACCAAACGACCCCGUCGGGACCUGGGAAGCAAAGGCAUCAAAGGUGGGGGUGGUGGGCCUGGGGGCUGGACCUGUGGCCUUUGUCACUCCUGGUUUCCCGAGCGUGAUGAGUAUGUGACUCACAUGAAGAAGGAACAUGGCAAGGCAGUGAAAAAGUUCCCCUGUCGCCUGUGCGAGCGCUCCUUCUGCUCUGCCCCCAGCCUGAGGCGCCAUGUCAGGGUCAAUCAUGAGGGAAUCAAGAGAGUUUACCCAUGCAGGUACUGCACAGAGGGAAAGCGUACCUUCAGUAGUCGUCUGAUCCUGGAGAAGCAUGUCCAAGUCCGACAUGGCUUGCCCCUUGGGACCCAGUCUCCUCCUAACAGAGGAGGCACCCUGGUGCGAGGCUCUGGUGGCAGAGCUCAGGGCCCUGGACGGAAACGCCGCCAGUCUUCUGACUCAUGCAGUGAGGAACCUGACAGUACAACACCACCAGCCAAGUCCCUGCGGGGUGGCCCUGGGUCAGGAGGCCAUGGGCCUCUGCGCUAUAGGAGCAGUGGCUCAGCGGAACAGAGCGUUAUGGUGGGGCUGAGGGUGGAUGGUGGCACACAGCAGUGCCUUGACUGUGGCUUGUGCUUUGCUUCCCCAGGCUCCUUGAGCCGCCACCGAUUCAUUAGCCACAAGAAGAGACGGGCUGGGGGUAAAGCCAGUGCCCUGGGGGUAGGGGAUGGGGAAGAAGAGGUUCCGCCAAUACGCUCUGACCCAGAGGGUGGAGAUUCACCUUUGCCUGCUUCUGGAGGCCCUCUGACGUGUAAGGUCUGUGGCAAGAGCUGUGAUAGCCCUCUGAAUCUCAAGACCCAUUUCCGUACUCAUGGCAUGGCAUUCAUCAGGGCCCGGCAGGGGGGCAGUGGGGACAACUAGGUCCCAGGCCUAGGAUUGGCCUCUCCUCUUCCCUGGAACUUUGGUUUCACUGCUGCUGUCUCCUCCCUGGGCUGGGAAGUUUAACAUGUAUUUUGUUUGAUUCUUUUCGCCCCUGAGGGAAAGGCUUUUUGAGGGUUCUAUUAACUUGCACCCCCCUGCUCUUGGGUUUGGUCCCUGGGUCCUACUUAAGUGGACUCCCCUUUCUUCCUUUCUGAAGCCAACACUAAUGUUCUGCUGCAGACCCCCCAGUGUAUAACUGGGUGGGAGGACAGGACCUUGGGAAGCCUGCUAGACAGGCACAGGGGAAACUGAAGGAUGUACAAGGUCUAGCUUCUACCCCUCCGCUAGAUUUCUUCCUCUGUGCUGGGUUCUGCCCUAGUAGCCCCUCCUUUAACACUCAUUGGCACUAACACCCCGCCCCAAUCCCUGCAGUGCCUUCCAUUUGUCUUUUCCCCCAGAAAUCUAGGGGUGGGGGGUUGGUGGGGAUGAGUCCUGUCAGAUGGGGUCCAGGGAGAGGAGAGGACAGGCUCUCAGGAAUCCUUUAUUCUUGUAGUAAUAAUACUAACUGGGAGAAACAAGAGGGAGAGAACCAGACUAUUAAAACUGCUUGUGGUUUAAUCCCCAUCCAGGCUUUUCUUUUUAUGUGAGUUGGACAAUGUGUACUGAUAGGAGGGGUGAGUCCAAACUGGGGCAGCCCUUUUCAGGGAAGAGGCGGUAUUGACUAAGACAGAUGGAAAAAGUAAUCUUCAUCUUGUGUGUUUGGUGCUUUUUGUAUGCUGGAUUUAGCCCCUUCCACCAACCCCACCCCCAGAGGUAACUCAGACAAGACACAGAUGGCUAACUAAGGACUUUAUUUCAAACAAAAAUUAAAAAUAAAAAAAAAAUUGAGAGCUA